AUGGUGUACCAUAGUUUUGAUUGUGCGGUUGACGACCCUCAUAACUACUAUCCUCCUGAAUUCCUUAACACAUUGACCCCUAAUGGGCUGCCCCCGCAUGUGUUGAAGCUCAAGAUUAACUGCCCUGUCAUAUUGCUCAGGAACAUUGACCCCGCGAACGGACUUUGCAAUGGCACGAGGCUGGUGGUUCGAGGAUUCCAAAGGAAUGUCAUCGAUGCAGAAAUUGUCCUUGGCCAACAUGCUGGAAAAAGGAUCUUCUUGCCAAGGAUUCCCCUUUGCCCCUCUGAUGAUGAGAUGUUUCCUUUUCAGUUCAAGAGGAAGCAAUUUCCAAUAAGGCUCAGCUUCGCCAUGACGGUUAACAAGGCACAAGGGCAAACUAUCCCGAAUGUCGGUAUUUACUUGCCCGAGCCAGUGUUCUCUCACGGGCAGUUGUAUGUUGCACUAUCUAGAUCCACCGCUAGAAAGAAUGUCAAGAUUCUUGCCGUCCCUGAUCCUGGUAAUAAGAAAAGAAACUCAGAUGACAGCAAAAAGAAGAGUUCAACUUGCAGCAAAAACGAGAGCUGCGAUUAUCCUGUUGGUACGUACACGAAGAACAUCGUCUAUAAAGAGAUCCUUACAUCAUAG
Aegilops tauschii subsp. strangulata is the source of this 624-nucleotide messenger RNA. The record is from RefSeq and is a predicted model, not a curated record. NCBI's taxonomy places the organism in Eukaryota, Viridiplantae, Streptophyta, Magnoliopsida, Poales, Poaceae.